Thrips palmi is the source of this 6013-nucleotide messenger RNA. RefSeq names its product protein MLP1 homolog. The transcript has 3 exons. Bases 154 to 3057 code for a protein of 967 amino acids. The record is from RefSeq and is a predicted model, not a curated record. Lineage: Eukaryota; Metazoa; Arthropoda; Insecta; Thysanoptera; Thripidae.
CGGAAGCAGCGGACGGCCAGGUCCAGGUCGACGCGCUCCAGCCGCUCGCGGUCCAGCCGGUCUCGCGACGCGGACACGCGGUCGCGGUCCAGGCACAAGCACUCCAGGAAGCACAAGCGGCGGCGCCGGCACCACCGCAGCAGCGCGCCGCUCAUGCUCAACGUGGACUCGACGGCGUGCUCGGCGGGCCCCGUUAGCCCGCGCGUCAACCCCGUGUUCCUCUGGGUGAAGCAGGAGGAGUGCCGCAUCCUGUCCGUGGUGUGCGAGGACUACGACCGGCGCAACAGGAUCACGCUCACCAAGACCAACAACGGGUGGCGGGCCAUCCCCAAGACGGAGCGCUUCUCCGCCGUGCUGGGCCCCCGACAGCGGCCCUCCGUGGAGGACGAGGCGCCCACGGCGUCGUCCGAGGCGGACGGCGAGGAGGACGACGAGGACGUCCCGGAGGCGGACGCCGAGUCCGGGCCGGACCCAGCCUGCUCGCCGGCCGGCGUGCACCCAGUAGAGGAGGUGGACGAAGUGGACGACCGCGGCACCGACGGUGGCACCGACGGUGGCACGGACGCCAGCGAGGAGAGCAAAGAAGAGCCAAAGCAACAGACUGAUCAAAGUCCCGCCCCAAGUCUAGUCGCAAGAGACUCCGCAGACGAAGACAAGUCCGAAGGCGCGCUGGAGGACGCGUCAGAGGACGCUUCCGAGGACAAGGACAAGAGCACCAAAGAAACCGACGAGGAGAGGGCGGGGGCGGAGAUGCUGGACGAGCUCUGCAAGGAGGCCGUCGAGAGGAUGGAGGAGUCUUGCCAGCAGGCGGCAGCCUUGAUGGAGUCCUGCACGGCGGCCGAAGAGAUGUUGGAGGAACCCAGCAGAGUCGUCGACGAGCCGACGGAAGAAACCGGCAAGGCUGUGGACUGCGAAUCGGAAGAAAAGCCCAGCGAGGAGAUGGGCGAGAGCAUGGAGGAGUCCUGCAGUGCAGCAGUAGAGGGGAAGGAGGCGGCCGACAAGGAGGACACGCCCUGCCAAGAGGAGAAGGCCCACGAGCCCUGCCACGACACGUCGGAGAGCCUGGAGGAGUCCCGCAAGGACGCUGAGGAGAUCAUGGCGGAGCUCUGCAAGGAGCUGGCGGAGAGGAAGGAGAAGUCCUGCAAGGAGGCGCCCUUGGCCUCUGGCGGCGAUGCCCCUCAGGACUCCAAGGAGGCGGAGACGAAGCAGGAGAAGGCUGCCAGCAGGCCGUGCUCCGUGUACGACCUCCUCAACCUGGACGAGAGCGAGCACGUGGUGCGCCUGCCGGCCGACCUGGAAGUGUCCCUGGUAGGCGGCGCGCCCAGCCCCAAGCCCUCGCCCAAGCAAUCGCCAAGGCCUUCGCCCAGACCGUCCUCGAGGCCGUCCUGCAGCCCGGAGCCCAUCCGGCUGGGUGCCACCACCACCAUCACCCCCAUCAGCGAGCCCAAGCAGCACAAGUUCCUGGAGUCGCUGCUCGCGUCGCCCAGGAAGUCCGACCUGGAGCAGGACCUGCCGCUGGACCUGGGCGUGACCAAGGAGAAGCACGACAAGCUGGACAGGCUGGACAAGCCGGACAAGCUGGACCACGACGAGGCCCCGCCCGCCAAGAAGCCCAAGCUGGACGACCUGACGCUGCGGCACCUGCUGAACCGACUGCCCGGCACGGAGGUGGACGCGGUGGACGCGCCGCAGCACGACGUGAAGCGCGACAAGCUGGACAAGCUGGACAAGGCCGAGAAGGUCGAGAAGGCCGACAAGAAGAGCAGCAAGUCGCGACUCCUGGAGCUGCUCACCGUGCCCGAGACGGAGCUGGACCCGCUGGCACAACUCAAGCGCGUGCUCUCCGACCCCGACCUGGUGGUGCCCGACCCCCUGCUCGUGCCGCGCGCCCGCCUGCAGGCCCUCGUCACCAGCCCGGCGCAGGAGAUCCCCCGCCUGCUCGCCCAGGGCCACAAGCCCCCCGUGCCGCACGCCGCGCCCAGCCUGGACGGCGACCUGUGCGUCGUGUCGCUGUCCCACCUGCAGUCGCUGCUGCAGCCCGAGAGCAAGCAGGCCCUGGCCGUGGAGGAGUACCAGCGGCAGUUGCUGGAGGCGCAGAUGCUGUGGCUGCCGUACCUGGAGGCGGCCUACGCCUACCCCGGCGGCUACCUGCCCGGCUACGACUACAAGUCCCAGAUGGAGCUGCAGAGCACGCUGGCCGCGGCCUGGCAGGAGACGAUGCUCAAGGGCGGCGGCCUGGACGCCUUCAUGAACAACAACAACUACAAGAAGGCCGCGCCGCCGCCGGCUAAGGCUCCGAGGAAGGCGUCGUCCCCCAUGCCGCACGUGGCCACGCCGCGCCACCUGAGCGCCGCCUACGACAAGCCCGCCGCCUGCAAGUACCCGCCGUCGCUGUCCUCGCCCACGGGCUACUCGGCGUCCAUGCCGCCGCCACCACCGCAGCACCGCACGUCGCGGCCCGUGCCCGCCGCACUGCCCAUCAACAACAACAACAACAACAACCUGUUCGCCGCGCCGCAGCGGCCCUACCAGUACCAGCAGCAGCAGCAGCAGCGCCGCGAGCUGGAGAAGCAGCACCGGCGCGAGUACGAGAAGCAGCAGCAGCAGCGGCGGGACUACGAGAAGCAGCAGCAGCAACAGCGAGAGUACGAGAAGCAGCAGCAGCAGCAGCGCGAGUACGAGAAGCAGCAGGAGUACCACCAGCAGCUCAUCCUGCUGCAGCAGCUCGCGCUGCCGGGCGCCCCCGUGCUCGACCUGUCCGGGAACAGGCGGCCGUCGGGCGAGUUCACCCCGGAGUGGGACGCCGGUCGCCACCAGCUGCCGCCGCCGCAGCAGCCCGACGAGAGGAAGAGGCCCUUCGCCAAGCUCAAGGUGAAGAACCUGGUGGACCCCAACGCCCAGCACCGCCUCCUCAAACUGGAUACGCCAGUGGCGCCGCCGCCCGCAGCGCCGCCCGACGACGUCGCCGGCAACCAUCUGUGGCACCCACUGUUCAGCAGCCAGAAGAGUUACAACAGCCCCUGGCAGUGGACGACGGUGACCGUGAACGGGGAGUAGGGAGCGAGGCCCCGACCAGGGUCCCGACCCAGCACUGAGGCUGUACAAAUCAUCUAUAUCAUUCAUUUUGUAACAUAAGAUUGCAUUGUACAUUCAUAUAUUUUGUCAUAUGAAAUGAUUGUAUUUACCACGUUACCAAACAACCAAAACAAAUCGAAAGGAAAUAUUUUCCUGAAAAUGACAUUGGUUCAGGGCAAACCGGGCCGACGAAUUUUUUGUGCAUUCGUGCAUUCGUGAAAUUGGACUAGAUGUCCAUGCUUUCCCGAGGUAGCGUGGUAUUAGGGGUACAUUUGUGGGAUGCCUCUUCAACAAUGACUGCUCUGACUAAAAUAUCAAACUUCUAGUCGUUAAAUUUGGAUCAUAGCGAAUAUGAAAGAGGAUUGUUUUGUUUCUGCGUGUGAACUAUUGCGGAUGCCUUAUUGUUAAAUCCUGGAUCCGCGCUACUCUUAAAAAUAAACCAAUGCAGAUGGACAUUCUUAGUAUUCGAGAUUGUGGAGUCACAGUAUUUAUAGGAUAAAUGCCAUUGUGAUAGUCACCAAUGCUGUAUGAUUGUAGCUUCUCUGAGCGAGUUUUCUGGCCAGAAAGGCCGAUUCGCGUUCAGAGUCGUUUCAUGUACAAACUUGAUAAGUAAAUCUAGAUUUUAAGUAUAGAAAAUGAGCAGAGUCACACAGUGUGUGAGACGGAGUUUGCUAGUAUGUUGUACGAAUUGUUUCCCAGUUCAGUCUUUUGAAGACUGACUGAUGUAGGGAUGGAAGAGUUAAUUCACGACUGAGAAUCAUGGAUUGAUCAUCAUAUUUAAGUCAUAUCUUAUUACAUAAAACUAUGUAGCCUGUUCGAUUUUCCUGAAAAAAUCACUUCUUUAGAGGUGCCUUUACUGUAAUAGGGUAGACGAGUUCCAGACGAGCGUCGUUGUUACAGAACUAUUUUUAAUGUUUCGUAGGAUGGCGAUGAUUGUCGUGACUGUCCUUUAAUCAAUUCCGACGCAACUUUCCCGAGUUGUGUGACAUUCCAACGUGCCUUUCUCAUGCACAAGUCCGAGCGCCUAGCUCAGCCUAGCUCAGCCUAGCUCAGCCUAGCUCAGCCUAGCAGCGCCUGGCCCCCGCAUCAGUGCGACAGAGAGGGAGGCGCGAGGGGCGCAGGGUGGACAUUGCGAAGUGGAGCGGGCGGAGAGGGCCCCUGGCCCCCCUGGCGCAUAGGCGCAGACCUCGCGGACCUCGCAGACCCCGGCCCUGUUGGCGUAUCGGGGUCAAACUUCCAUGGCCCGCCCAGAGGUGGCGCCACUUUCUCGCCCAGCCUGGCGCAGCCCCUCCCCUCCCCGCACCGCCACUAGCUUUCCCAGGAGCGCUGCUCUCUGUUUAUACACCGAGAUUAUUGUCUCCGCGCUGCCCUACUUCCACUAGUUACACUAGAUACACUAGUUUCCCCGUACAAACGCCAUCGGGCCUUUCGGGCGCCACAUUCACCUUCGUGGCGGACGACGACCUGCCGGUGAACGAGGCUAGACAAUCUCUUCGGCACAUUAGAGCUGCAACUGCAUUUCAAAAACCACUUAUUACGCUUAGCUGGACUAUACUUCAUAGUUGAACGUUUUGUGUGUGUGCUAGUCAGGAGUGUGUAUCUCCGUCGGUGACUUUACUGAUCCACGACUUACUACCGGAAAAUACACAUAGAUUAAAUGUAAUCGUUGUCGGACACCAUGUGUAUUUCUUUGUAUUAUGUUUGUAUCAGUGCCAUUGCGACUCGAUUUUCUUGAUCAUAUCAGCGGGACCACUUUAAUGUGCUAAUGUGUCUCGCGUUUGGCCCAAUGUAUACUUCAUACACUUAUGGACACUAGGUCCAGUUGUGUGUAGCAGAGACAAACUCUCUUCUGGUAGAGAUAAUAAACUAUUUAUCUGGCCAUACAUGUUUUACUCUGGUUUGUGUGAUUGUUUCGCCUGCUUUUCAAAUUAUCUUCUUAGAUAGGAAAGUAGGACAAAUGGAUGGAAAAUUGUCAUUCCAGUAGAGGCAAAACCUGUCCAAGAUUCCGCAAUCCAGCAUUCGUUCCAGUACGGAAUUUGCCGAUAGUGAGAUAGCAGAAAAAGCCUGCUUGCCAUUUUAGCUUUCUGAACUUGGAAACAAUUUUACAACAAUAAUUGUUUCUUUUGUGUUAAACACAAGCCUAUUGUAUACUUUAUGGAAAUGUUUCAUUUGAAUUAUUUGUACUUUAUUAAUUUAUUAUUAUGUUUAUUUUUUCUUGUCAGAUUUCUUCGUUUAUAUUGAUGUGUAAAGUGUUGUACAAUGUAUAUUAAUGUCUUGUUGGAUGAAAUACCGUUUGUUAUAUUAGUUAGAAACAGCUGGCACAGUUCCUGUCCAUUUCCUUCUGCACAGUGAUGGUAAAGAAACAUGAUUGUGGUCAGGGUUUGAAGAUGUUCCUUCUGAGAGUUAUAUCAAAUUCAAAGCUUUAUGUAUGCUUUAAUAGUACAAUUUCCUAUCCUCUUAAUUCGCAUAAACGUCUUUGAAUCAAAUUAUGGUCGAUGAUUGGAGGAAUUUUCACCUUCAAGUCCUGAAAAGGAGGGAAUUACGUGAAAAUUAAAAGUGUCAAGAGUUUAUAAAUCGAAUGCGAUGUAAAGAGUGCCUAUUGAAAACCUUCAGAUCGUUGAAUGCGUAAUUCAAGAAAGACAAUAAUUUAUGAAUGUUGAGAAUCUUGCAGAUGAUGAUGUGCGCGCAAGUAUGGUGUGUGUUCUCCUCUUUGUUGACUCUCAGGAAAAUCCUAAAAGCUGUGAUUCUGUAUGUUAAUUUGGUACCGUACUAAAGUUUUAUUAUUUGUCUUUGGUUGGGACGAUCAAACAAAAGUAUUCGUGUGAAACCUGUUCAAGCAGUUGUGUCAUGGCAUACUUAUUUUCGGUCGUAACUGCAAGGAUUCUUGUGCAAGAGCGUGUGUAUCUUGUGCUGAGGGAAAUACAAAAGAUAAAGAUAA